AUAUCUCCAGAAGCAGUAAUGUUGGCUGUCCCCCAAGCAACUCUACCUCUUUCUUGGAAAAAAAGACACUUUACUAUUUUCUCCACAAAUAUCUACUAACUAAUGAAGAACCAAUGCACAUUUAGAUUUGAGAGAACUUGUAAAAAGACCCAAUCAUGAAACAUGUUGGUUUUCUCCGAUUGGAAGUGCGGUCGCAGACCCACUUCCCAGCCGGUAGCUCCAGACCUGAUGCCCCUGUCAUCGUGCAUUCGGCGGCGAAACUUAACAUGCGAGCUGUUAGCAGCAUUGCCGGCGCCGGCGGAAAGGUUUCCGAUAAGCCCUCCAUUUGUACAGCUGACGAGCUCCACUACGUACCGGUGCCGGACUCCCAUUGGCGCCUCGCUCUAUGGCGCUACAGGCCCUCCUCCCCUGUGGGGAUUAAGAGGAACCAUCCCCUGUUAUUGUUGUCUGGAUUGGGAACAAAUGCAAUUGGCUAUGAUCUUGCUCCCGGGUCUUCUUUUGCACGCUUCAUGUCCGUUCAAGGAUUUGAUACUUGGAUUCUAGAAGUCCGAGGUGCAGGCUUGAGUGAAAAUGAUGAAGCAGUGAAUAGAUCUGAUGAUUUUCUCCUAAGGGAGAAACUGAAGGAUGCUUUUGUGCAUAUAGCUGAAGGAUUCUCUAACUUGCUGAAUGAAGGCUUAGCACGAGCUAGACAAGAUUCUGCUGCAAACCAAGUAAGGAAUUGGAGCCAAAAGCUUGGAAAAUUCUUUGCAGGUGGUCAAAAAUCAGUUGGUCUGCAGGAGCAGUUUUCUUUGCUGAUGGAUGACUUUCAGAAACAGCUUGAUCUCAUUCUCAAGUACAAUUGGGACGUUGAUCACUAUCUGGAGGAGGAUGUGCCUGCUGCGAUGGAGUAUGUAAGGACCCAAUGUAAACCAAAGGAUGAUAGGUUGCUUGCAAUUGGCCACUCCAUGGGAGGCAUCCUGUUAUAUGCAAUGCUUUCUCAGAAUGGUUACAAAGGACGGCACUCUGAGUUGGCAUCAAUUGUCACGCUGGGAUCAUCUCUUGAUUACUCUACUUCAAGAUCAUCGCUUAGACUACUGUUGCCCCUAGUAGAUCCUGCACAAGCUUUGAGUGUCCCUGUUGUUCCAUUAGGAGCAUUCAUGGCAGCUGCUUUUCCUCUUGCAUCUCGUCCUCCAUACUUUUUGUCCUGGUUAAACCCACAGGUUUCUGCACAAAACAUGAUGCGACCAGAGAUGCUUGAAAAGCUUGUCUUGAACAAUUUCUGCACUAUACCUGCUAAUCUUCUCGUGCAAUUAAGAACAGUAUUCCAAGAGGGUGGACUACGUAAUAGGAACGAAACUUUCAUUUACAAGCAUCAUCUGAACAAGAGCAAGGUUCCCAUUUUGGCACUUGCGGGAGACCAAGACCUCAUAUGUCCUCCUGAAGCUGUAUUUGAAACUGUAAAGCUAGUUCCGGGAAGUUUUGUGAAAUUCAAAGUUCUUGGAGAGCCGAGAGGUCCACACUAUGCUCACUAUGAUCUAGUUGGGGGUCGCUUGGCACCAAAAGAAGUUUACCCAUGCAUUGUAGAAUUUCUUCAGCAUCACGAUCUGACUUGAAAUCUUCGGGAGACCACAGAGUGCAUAUGAUAUCUGUCUCUGUUGAUAAAGAGGGUAGCCAAAUGAAGAAUUGCGCCAGAAAUUCUGUACAAAAGUGCUGGCCAAUUACAUAAAUCUGAAAAUGUACUGAUAUCUUGUAAUGAAGAAUUGCUGGUGUCUAUGUCCAUCAACCUGUUCUACUUCAA
Messenger RNA from Coffea arabica (coffee), 1777 nucleotides. Lineage: Eukaryota; Viridiplantae; Streptophyta; Magnoliopsida; Gentianales; Rubiaceae. The record is from RefSeq and is a predicted model, not a curated record.